AGCACAGAAAUUUCCUUUUGUUUUCGCCAUUUCGAGGUAAUUCUUAAUUCAGUGUAGUGAAGUUAUAAUUUGCAGUGGCUAAAAUCAUGCCAGCCCAAGAUAUGAUUCUGGUGAAGGAAGAUGUUGUCAUUUCGGGUAUAGGUGGAUAUUUUCCAGAGUCGAUAAAUAUUGAACAGUUUCAAAAGAACCUUCUGGACAAUAAGGAUUUGGUUGGCACGCGUUGGAGGCAAGGUGAAAGAGGAGUAAGCAACAAAGUGGGAACUGUGUCCACUCAAUAUUUUGAUAAUGCCUAUUUCGGAAUCCAUCGACAACAAUGUACUUUCAUGGAUCCCAUGCAACGUUUGGUGCUGGAACGUACAUUCGAAGCCCUUAUAGAUGCGGGUGUGAACCCGACCGAAGUCAAAGGAAAAAGGAUUGGAGUGUUUAUGGGAUCGGCAAUAGGUGAAAAUGAUAAUCUGUUUCUGGAGUCCAUCGUGUCAGGAUUUGGAGUCACUGGACACUCCAGAGCUAUGAUGCCCAACAGGGUAUCAUAUUGGCUAAAUUUGAAAGGUCCUAGUGUAGCGUAUGAUGCCAACUGGAUCAGUGGAAUCGAAGUGAUUCGUUUAGCUUAUGAUGCCAUUAGAACUGGCCAAUGUGAAUCAGUUAUCGUUGGAACUGCUAAUUUAGCCCUAAAUGCCGAAUUUCAAUGGCUAUAUUCGGACAUGGGCCUUUUGUCACCAGACGGAAGCACCAAAGCAUUCGAUGUCGACGCCAAAGGCUAUACUCGAUCGGACGGGGUAGUUGUCCUCUAUAUUCAGAAGGCUUCUGACGCGAGACGGUCUUAUGCAAGCAUAGUUAAUGUUGAAACAUUAUUUGACGGUAAUCGUGAAGGAAACAUACAAAAUCUUUCGGUUCCGAACAUGGUGGAUUUUAUCUCAAAGUUCUAUGAAAAAAUAGAUGUAAAGCCGGAAGAAGUUGAAUUUGUAGAAACCUAUGGAUGCGGCCAUAAAGUCACAGACGAAAAGGAGCUGGAUGCUCUGGAAAGAGCAUAUUGCAAGAAGAGGAACAAUCCGCUUUUAAUUGGAUCAGUGAAGACCAACACUGGACACAGUGAGGCUUCAGCUGCCAUGUUUUCCAUUGCUAAGGUUCUAAUUGCCAUGGAACAAGGCAUAAUUCCAGCAACGAUUCAGUUCGAAAAUGCGAAUCCUAAUAUCAAAGGACUUUUGAAUGGAAAUUUGCAGGUUGUUUCCAAAAACAGACAGUGGAAUCCAAAAUAUGCGGCCGUUAAUGCUUUGGGAUUAAACUCGUAUUAUGGACAUUUGUUGCUUAAGGCCAAUCCACAAAAUAAGCGCAGUAUAUCCGAAGAUAUUCCCAAAUUAGUAGUUGCAUCCACGAGGACUGAAGAUGGAAUCAAGGACAUUUUGCAGCAGUUCAAAGAUAAAAGUACUGAUGUGGAGUUCAUCCAACUUUCUCAAGACUUGUUUGCAAUGCCGAUUUUGGGCCAUCUUUAUCGCGGAUAUACAUUGGUGGGAGCCGACGAACCGAAACAUGAGGUUGAAUAUCACCAAGGAACAAAGCGGCCCAUUUGGUUUGUGUUCUCUGGAAUGGGAUCUCAAUGGUGCGGUAUGGUAGGUGACUUGAUGAAAUUUCCUACCUUUGCUGCUGCAAUUGAUAAAUGCCACAAUAUUCUGCAAACUAAAGGCAUCGACUUGAAGCACAUUAUUUCAACAUCAGACAAAACUGUAUUUGACAAUAUUCUGCAUUCAUUUGUGGGGAUCGCUGCCAUUCAGAUUGGACUAACUGAUAUCCUCAAAGCUGUGGGUAUAGUACCAGAUGGAAUUAUUGGACACUCAGUAGGAGAACUGGGUUGUGCUUAUGCUGAUGGAUGUGUUACUGCCGAAGAAAUGAUUUUAGCGGCGUAUUCAAGAGGAAGAGCUUCGCUUGAGGCCAAGUUAAUUCCUGGAAUGAUGGCUGCUAUUGGAGUUGGAUACAACACCAUCAAGAACAAAUUGCCCCCUACUAUUGAGGUGGCGUGUCAUAACGGCCCAGACAGCGCCACACUUUCCGGCCCUCGCGAAGACAUGGAGAAAUUCGUUGCAGAACUACAAGCACAAGGAACAUUUGCCCGAUUGGUGAACGUUUCCAAUAUCGCAUAUCACAGCCAGUACAUUAAACCGGCUGCGCCCUAUGUUCUCAAGUAUCUGAAAGAAAUUAUCCGCACACCAGUUAAAAGAUCAUCCAAGUGGAUUUCUACAUCUAAUCUGGAAGAGAACUGGAACACCGAGCUGGCCCUACAUUCUUCAGCAGAAUACCAUACGAACAAUUUGCUCAGCUCCGUAUAUUUCGAAGAGGGGUUGAAACAUAUUCCAAAAGAUGCCAUUCUGAUUGAAAUUGCUCCCCAUGGUCUGUUGCAAGCCAUAUUGAAGAGAUCAGUGAAAUCUGGUUGUACCAACAUUCCACUUACUCAAAGAGGUUCGAAGAGUGCUGUCGAAUUUUUGUUAACAGCAUUAGGAAAAAUGUACUUGGCGGGUAUGGAUCUUUCCAUUGCAAACAUUUACCCACGCGUACAGUAUCCAGUUGGAAGAGGUACCCACUCAUUGGCUUCGCUGGUGCAUUGGAAUCACACUGAAAUGUGGAGAACUGGUCUAGAAGACAAGCUUCAUUCCUUAUUCAGUAUUAUCGAUUUGCAAGUGACGCUUAACAGUGAAGAAUUUCGUGAAUGCGUUGGCCAUCAACUGGAUGACGAUAUUAUAUUACCCUGCAGUUUUUACUUGAAUAUUGCCUAUCAGAUGGUUGCAAACAUCAGCACUGAACGCAAAGAAAUCGUUUUUGAGAAUUUGCAUUUCAAAAAAACACUCACCAUCCCCAAAAUUGGGUCUGUUCCACUACAUGGAAUGGUUCAAAAGGGAUCUGGCGAAUUUGAAAUCUCUUCGAACAAGGAUAUUAUUGUUACCGGAAGGAUGACUUUCCCACAAGCAAACGAAAAAUUCAUGGUAGAGCCAAACAACAUAAAAAUUGAUGGAGAUCACGUUAAACUUUUGGGAAGUGAUGUUUAUAGUGAAUUGCAACAUCGAGGUCAUAAAUAUUCGGGCUUGUUCAAGUCCAUUAAAAGCUUGGUUUUAUCUGAAGAAGGUUCUUCUACUUCUAUUCAAUGGAACAAUAAGUGGACAAUGUUUUUGGAAGCUAUGAUCCAGCAACAUCUGUUUCAAUGUGGUGAACGGGAUCAAGAUAUAUUUGUCCCCAAAACUAUCCAGAAGGUUUGCAUAGAUCAACAGCUUUUACCCAGUGAGAAAAUUGAUCUGAAGGUAGAUUACAUCUAUGCAACCAAAAUACUUUCAACUGAGGGCUUGCAACUCAUCGGCAUGGAAGCUGUUACUCUCGAAAGAGAAACAAAGAAAAUGUACAUCGAUUCCGUAGAGUAUGUGCCCUUAAAUAACUCAGAGUACCCUAGGAUGGAAACGGGUAUUUGCAUGGCACUGGAGCUGAUGUUGGCGAACUUUUCCGAUCAGUACAUUUCGAAUGUUAUGAUUACGGAACUUGCAAGCACAAACCCUCUUUUGCAAUAUAUUAAUUCGGCAUUGAAUCAAUACACCAAACUAAAUCCCAAUAUUGUGACUGUAAGUGAUGCUAGGCAAGUAGUCGUUCAGACAGCGUAUCCCUUAUUAAUAAUCAACAACGGACCAAUUAGUGCGGAAUUGGCUAAAAUUGUCUCUUCCUCUCAUGCAUUCUUGUUGGCAAAGAUGGAUAAAAAUAUUUUAUCUCACCCAGAUGUUAUUGAAGUUGCUAACUUUACCCAUCAGGGGCAACAAUAUUCGAUUUUAAGAAAGGCCAUAGAACCUGAAGUAAUCAUUGUCAAUGUGAAAGGGGAUGUUUUGAGUUUAAACGACCUAAAGCGUUCUUCUGUUCCCUGGGUAACAGAGCUUUUCAAAGCGGUGGAAAAUGUUUCAUCCCCAAAUAAAAGAGUGUUUCUCUCAACAUCCUUAAUUCCUUUAGAGGGAUUUAACAAUUUCUUGCAGGAGCUAAAAUCACACAACAAUAUGGACAAAGUAAGAGUCCUGGUGAAUUUGGACAAAAAUGCAAAUGUGGACUUGAAGGCCCUUUACUCCAAAGAUUUAAUUUUGUCUAUUGUGAAGGACGGAGCCAUGAACGCAUAUCUUUCGAUUCCAGUGACAUUUAAAGAAAACAUUUUUAACGAUUCAACGGCAAACAACGUUGUUAACAAUAAGACCAUCAGUUAUUUAGGGCUCAAUUUGAGGGACGAGACCAUUAAUACAGGAACUGAAAAACCACAGGAAUUAGGUAACAUCGAUUAUUCGGGUACUCUAAACAAUGGUUCUGGAAUCAUGGGCCUAGCUACUUUAGACAAAGAUACUUGCACUUUGGUACCGGAUCCAAUUCUGAACUGGCCUAUUCCGCAAAACUGGAGCUUGGAGGACGCUGCAACUGUGCCCUAUGCAUUUUCUGCUGCUUUUCACGCUUUGUGUAUCAAAGGAGAAUUGAAAUCCGGAAAUACUGUGCUGAUCCAUGCUGCGUGUUCACCGAUUGGCAUGGCUGCUAUUGCAAUAGCUCAUCAAUAUGCAUGCACUAUUUAUGCAACUGUAUCUACAGAUCAACAACGAGAGUACAUUAAAAAGAAAUUUAGAACUCUAUCUGAUCGGCAACUCUUUAGUUCCGACAAUCAGACUUUUGAGCCACACCUGCUGAUGGCUACUGGAGGCCGAGGAGCAGAUAUAAUUCUCAAUUGCGUUUCGGGAAGUUUAUUGCAAGCCUCACUAGCGUGCAUUGCGGAUUUCGGCAAAUUUUUGCAAAUAGGAAAAUAUGACUUGGAAGAAAACAACAGCAUAGGUAUGUUUCCCUUCUUGCGCAACGUUUCGUUUUACGCAGUUGACUUGAACAUUGCGGCUCAAGAAGAUGAAGUUAAGGAAAAUAUUAAGAAACUAAUCGAAGGUGCAAUUGAAAAUCGUGUGGUCACACCGAUUUGGCGAAUCGUCUAUAAUAAUCAAGACGUGGGAACAAUAUUGAACAAUAUCAAGAAAGCCAGUAAUAUAGGAAAAGCCCUUUUAAACCUAGAAAACAAUGUUCCUCUUAGCAAGCUGAAUGUUAAAAGACCGAAUCAGUUUAUUUGCCACACCAAGAGCUCAUACUGGAUAUAUGGUGGAACUAUUGAACAAUGGGCUGAUAUUACUGAAUGGUUAGUUCUAAGAGGAGCCAAGAAAGUUGUAGUUUCCGCCGAUUGCAAAGCACAGUCAAACUGCAUUAAUAGACGAUUAUCGUUGCUACAGACCUAUUUCAACUGUGACAUCAUUUUUGCUCCAAAUAAAGCUCAUACUAAGGAAGGAGCAGGCGAACUUUUGUCAGAAGUACGUUUCUUGGGUCCCAUACACGCUGUGUUCGUACUGCCUCAGAUCAAAACUAGUUCGGUUUCCAAAGUCAGCGACAUAAAGACCGUGCAGUACAUUGACAACGCUUUAAGACUGACUGCUCCAAAGGCGCUGUUUGUCAACUUUAUUAACACUGCUUCUGGUGUUUGCCAAUUGCGAAGUGAUUCGGGAUACCCAACGUUUAAUAUCCAGUGGCUGAAGGAGUUGGAGUUUGGAGACGUCCUAUCUGGAUUGGACAAUAUUCUUUCGCUCCGAGUAAAGAAUAUUCUGAUUAACAAUGAUAAAGUGAGUGAAUCCAAGCAGGAAAGUACUCAGGCGCUGUUUAAAAAACUUGCUCAAAUGCUUCCCAGUUCAGCAAAGGAACUAAGUGCUCAAGUGAAAGAAGCUCCAGAGGAACCAGAAAUAAUUCAAUUGGUCACUGAAGGUCCUCAAGAACUUCGCGAAUUGAUUCCACUAUUUAUCAUUCCCGGUCUAAGCACCGAAAAUGAAAUAGAAGAACUAGCUAGGUUCCUGUUGUUGCCCACCUUCUGUGCGGUUUUGCCAAGUACUCCCAUGAGCAUCAAGGAACUAGCUGAGAACUACGCAGCCCAAAUUCGUUCGAUUUGGCCCGAGGGUCCGUUUAAUUUGGUAGGAAUCUCUUGGGGAGGUGUUCUUGCCACGGAGAUAGCCAACAUUUUGAAUAAGCAUUCAAAGGUGUACCUGUACUUUAUAGAUAGUGCACCUUCAACUUUACAAUCAGCCAUCCAUCACUUGGGCGAACGGACUGAGAUGGAGGUUAAUCUGUUGACUAGAAUCUUCGUUAACAAUGAUGCACAGUUCCUCAAAAAGUUGCAGUCUGCUAAGGAUUGGAACGCAAGAAUCGCAUGCGUUUUGAGCUCCUAUGAAGCCGAUGUAGAGGAUAAAAAAGCUUUGGAAGUGGGUUUGUUGCUACUUCGUAAUAGACUACAGGAUGUGAUGCUGUUCCGACCGGAUGGUGAAUUGAUUAGUGGCACCAGUCACUUAAUUCGACCGAGCGAUUGUAGUCAGUACGAUAAUUGUGACUUAACCCUGUAUCUGAAGCAAAUUCCGUUGAUUCGUCUGGUCAAUGGGGAUCACCGCACUAUCAUCAAAAACAAAGACACAGCGGAAUAUAUCAACGAAACUUUCCAGUUAAUUUAAUUUAUUUUAUGGGUUUUGUCAAUGUAACGGAAUAAACUGUUAUGGGUUUUGCCUA
Dendroctonus ponderosae (mountain pine beetle) is the source of this 6573-nucleotide messenger RNA. Its product is annotated as fatty acid synthase. The record is from RefSeq and is a predicted model, not a curated record. Gene Ontology annotation, molecular function: fatty acid synthase activity; oxidoreductase activity. Lineage: Eukaryota; Metazoa; Arthropoda; Insecta; Coleoptera; Curculionidae. Gene Ontology annotation, biological process: fatty acid biosynthetic process. The coding region runs from base 87 to 6518 and encodes 2143 amino acids. The transcript has 29 exons.